CGUAAACUUAUUGACCUUCAUAUAGCGAAUUUUCUAAUUUCUUUAUGACGAGGGGCUAAUAAAUGUGGAAUAUGGAGAUUUAUCUGAUGCGUUUCAUCGUCUUUCUUGUAUUUGUUGAAUUUACAACUUCAGUUGUAGACCCGGAUGUCUACUAUUCUUUUGAUACCGGCUGUACUCCAUGUUCGUUAUGUGCUGAAGCAGACAUACCGGAGAAUAAUGAUGACUACAAGCUGACUGGAGGAUGCACUGUCAUGAAUGGAAAGGAUUACAGGACGGAAGGAAUGGUCGGUAAAGCUUUAAUAAUAGAAUAUGAACAGAUGGACAUCACUUUGGGAUUAGAAACUUGUAUAACCAAGUUGGAUACAGCUGAAGACAUUGGCGGAUUGCCAAUAAAAGAAUGUGUAGGGUUCACACUUAGUUUCUGGAUCAAACUUUCAUCUUUCAAAGACGGAGAAACCGAAGAAUUUAUUUUUCAAACAGCGCGUGAUAACAAGGGACCUACUACAAUAGGUGUCCUAAUCUCCGUUGAUAAUUCAGGAAAGCUAACGGUGCAGGUACAGACUCGUGGAGUAUUUCACGAACUUGAAGUGGAAAACAAAUUGAACUUCGAAGAAUGGACUCAUUUGAUUUUGGUUUGGGAAGAGAACGAACUCUUGGAGCUUUAUUUCAAUGCUACUAAGGAAACUGGGGUUGACAAGAAAUAUGACGUUCCAAAAAGCAGUUUACGACAUGAUAUUGUGAUCGGUGGAGAAUCCUUGAACAUGACAAUCGAUGAGUUGAAGAUUUGGAAUAACCAAUUUUCUUACGCUAAAGUAAUUGAAAUCUUCAGAGAAGCGAGUAUUGAUCCAUCUGACUUCACCACACCUCAAGCAACCACGCAAGUGGAUACGACUACGGAUACAGUCACUCAGGCAGUAACUACGAUGAUGUUAUCAACAACUACGUCACGUGUGAAUAUAACUACACCGCCUCUGUACCUUGAAAGCCCGAUACCAAGUUUAGAAGACGUUUCAGAAGAGUUAUACAGAACUCAAAUAGAGAAUGAACAAAAAGACUUCACAGACCAAGAGACUUUGGAAGAAAGUUCCGAAAAAGUCAUUCAGAUUAGUUCGGAACUGGCUGAAAAGAUUGAAGAGGAUGACGUCAAGAUGGAGUCGGAAAUCGCGGCCUCUUAUAUCUCGGCCGUUUCAGAGACAACAAACACGUUAGUUGCGACCAAGAACGCGGAAACUUGGAAGGAAGUCCCGGAGAACACGAAGAAAUUAAAUGAAAUCAUAGAGAAUGCCGAUUCAGCUACUGAAGUCAUUGUACGAUCAUUCACGCCCGCGAAUGUCACAUCUAUACAAGUUAUUCAGACCUUGAGUAUGUCUAUCAUCGUCGUUCCUUCAAAAACAGAGACACCCGUUUCCGUAUCGCCUACUCAGAAUGUCGAAGUCGGUCUUUCAGAAUCAACUGUGACGUCACUAUCCCAGAACACACCUGUAGUUGUUGCAGCCACUGUACAUUCCGGCGCCAGUGAUUGCUACAAUGAUAUUCCUCCUACGGAUGUUGACAUCAUCGAUCAAGAAGAUCCGGUUGAAAAUCCUGAAUUCGGAUUGCGUCCUACAUUCGAUAGUACAAAGCCUUUGCAGAUUAUCACUGAGAUUGUCAGCGUCAACAUUAAACCGAAGUUAAAGACUGGAGAACUUAUUACACUGAGCUUCGUGCAUAUAAUGAAUAUAAGUCUCGAGAACGAGUUUAACCUAUUCUGCGCUUACAUCAAUAAAACGACCGCAAAAUGGACGAAUCACGACUGCAAGAUUAUAGAAACGAACAACACUCACACCACAUUCGUGUCUCCCCAUCUUACCAACUUUGCUAUACUUAUGCAAGUGGUCGAUUUUGAGAUUCCGGAAAACCAUUUGAAAAAUCUGAGUUUGAUAACUUACAUCGGAUGUUCUAUUUCAAUAUUCUGUCUCGUAUUAUCGCUGUGUGUAUUUGCUCUCGUCAAAAAUGCAUUCGAAGAAUCAGGUAAUAUUCGAGGACACAGGACAGAGCGCUACCAUCUCCAUGCAAACCUUGCUCUUUCGAUGUUGCUCGGUCAAGUGACUUUCUUGGUUGGCGCUGAUAAUCCUCCAGGAACGGAUUCCUGCAAAGCUACAGCAAUACUUUUACAUUUCUUCUAUAUGAGUGCGUUUAGCUGGAUGUUGGUGGAAGGACUUCAUUUAUACAAUCUCGUCGUGAAGGUUUUCAGAAGCGCACAGAGUAGAUUGGGAUACUAUUACAUGAUAGGAUGGGGAACGCCUCUACUUAUAUGUACAAUUUCAGUAGCUGCGGCAUUCAGCGGAUACGGAGAAAAUAAAAAUUGCUGGUUGGACAUCAACAAUACAAGGGUUAUUUGGGCGUUUGCUGGACCUGCAUUAUUUGUCAUACUGGUCAACACAAUCAUUCUCAUUAAAGUUACUCGAGUUAUUACAACACUCGCAAAAUCAAAAGAUAAUUGUCUCAGCUGCAUGACAGAUAAAGCAACAGUGGUUGUCUGUGCAAAGGGAAUCGCAGUCUUAAUGCCAAUUCUGGGAGUUACUUGGGUGUUUGGAGUCUUUGCUGUCAACGAAGAUACGAUCAUAUUUCAAUACUUAUUUGCAAUCUUCAAUUCUCUUCAAGGAUUUUUCUUAUUCAUGUUUCAUUGCAUCUUUAAUUCAGAGACUAGGGCAUCAUUGAAAUAUCGGACAAAAUCUUUCCGUAGUGACUUACAAAGUCGCUCAGCUUCUCAUUCAAGGAGUCGUCGACAAACAAAGGUGGAAUUAGUGAGGAAUGCAGAACAAGUAAAUCCGGCUAAAGGAGGCGAAGGCAACUCGAACAGCUUUCGAAACCCAGCACACACCCAAGUCACACCUCUUGGUUCACCGACAUCUCAUCGACAAGCUUCUACUUCCAGCAAUAACACAUCCACCAGAUCUGCCAAAAGAAACGGAUUUAAACAGUUUAAUAAUACUGAAAGAGGAAACGUUGGUUCAAGACCAGCCAGUGGCAACUCUGACAAUUUCCCUAGUAGAAGAGUCACAAAAGCUUGGUGAAAAUUUACCGCUAUCAUCAUUCUCCCUGCACUCUCGGUUUUAUGGCCCAGAAUAGGGUUGUGCAACCUUUAAUACAGGCGGCCCAGAUAUAAAGAACUAGGCAAACCCGCGGGCUUUCUAGUAGUUACAGGCACAAAUGUUUUCAAGCCAGCUGUUAGGGCAAUAUAACGUCCUAUGCCUCAGGUAUAGGCUUUGCAACUCAAAGGUAUUGGAAUUACUCGCGCGUACAAGAUUGAACAAAAUUGAAAACUCGUUUUCCUGCCCGCACACCAUUCAAAAUUGGCACCUCUCUGUGGGCUUCACAACUUUUCCUUGUGGGUCGCAUUUGGCCUGCAGCCGCAA
Molecule: messenger RNA, 3398 nt
Organism: Styela clava
Lineage: Eukaryota; Metazoa; Chordata; Ascidiacea; Stolidobranchia; Styelidae
Biological process (GO): cell surface receptor signaling pathway; adenylate cyclase-activating G protein-coupled receptor signaling pathway
Cellular component (GO): plasma membrane
Molecular function (GO): G protein-coupled receptor activity
Source: RefSeq, a predicted model, not a curated record